AUGACGUUCCUUCAGCUGCAGUACUUGGACGAACCGAACAUCCUAAACGCGCUGAGGAGGAGGUAUGCCGAGGAUAAGAUCUACACCUAUACUGGCGACAUUCUCAUCGUCGUCAAUCCCUGGAAGGAGAUUCCCUCGCUCUACAGCGCUGACUGCAUGCAGCGAUACCAGAGGAUGGGAGCUGCACGCCUCCCGCCUCACGCGUUCGCCAUGGCCGAUGCAGCGUACCACGCGAUGCUGAGAGAGGGGAAUCAGAGUGUGCUGGUGAGCGGGGAGAGCGGGUCAGGCAAGACGGAGGCGACGAAGCAUCUCAUGCAACACCUCGCUGGCCUCAGUGGCCUAGAGGUUCAAGGGGACGGAGGAGGAGGAAGCAGCAUCGAGCGGCAGGUGCUGGGGUCAAACCCGCUCCUCGAGGCCUUCGGGAAUGCCAAGACCAUCCGCAACGACAACUCUUCCCGGUUUGGGAAAUUCAUCCAACUGUUCUUCGAGAGGAGCGAGGGGAAAGGGUGCACGGCGUCGGCAGAGGAUGGGGACGGAGAGGCUGACAGCAGAGGGGAUGGAGGGGGGAGGGAGAGUGCUCACCUAGUUGGGGCAGCGAUCCAAACGUACCUGCUGGAGAAGUCGCGUAUCGUCAAGAUCGCGGAGAAGGAGAGGAACUUUCAUGUCUUCUACCAGCUCUGUGCUGCCGCCCAGCAUCCGGAUGCGGAGGAGUUGCAGGUCGCAGAGCUCGGGCUGGAGGCGGCCGACAAGUACGUGAGCCUGGCGGCAGGAGGAGCCGUGAGAGAGGAGGGCAAGGACGACCAUGCCGCCUUCCUUCGCACUCUCAAGGCGAUGGACCUAGUGGGGGUGCGGGAGGAGGAGCGACGUGAAAUGUUCCGCGUGCUAGCUGCCAUCCUCCACCUCGGCAACCUGGCGUUCACGUGGACCGGAGAGACCUGCGAGCUCGUGCCGGACCCCCGCGACCCGCUAGGCAAAGCUGCUGCCCUCCUCGGCUGCUCCUCCUCGCAGCUUCAGGAAGUUCUUCUGCGCCGACAGAUCCGGGCAGCGAUGGAGACGGUGAGCAUGGAGUUGUCGGAGGAGCAGGCGGAGGCGUCACGGGAUGCCAUCAGCAAGGCCCUCUACUCGCAGCUCUUCCACUGGCUCGUUGCUCGCGUCAACCAGACGCUCCGCCUGCAUGAUGGCCGUCCAGAGAGGACGGACUCCUCCUCCUUUUUCCCUCCUGCCUCCUCCUCCUCCUCCUUCUCCCCUCCCUCUUCCCUGCGCAUCGGGAUCCUCGACAUCUUCGGCUUCGAGAUCUUGGAGACCAACAGCUUCGAGCAGCUCUGCAUCAACUUUGCCAACGAACGUCUGCAGCAGCAGUUCAACCACUUCGUGCUGCGGAGGGAGCAGGAGGAGUACGUGGAGGAGGGGAUCGAGUGGAGCUACGUGGACUUCAGCGACAACCAGGCGUGUGUGGAGCUGCUGGAGAACCGGAGCUCCGGCAUCUUUGCGAUGCUGGACGAGGAGGGUAGGGUCCCAGGAGGGUCGGACGAGGGGUUUGCGCACAAGGUGAGGAGGACGAGCCAUGCGCACGUGGCGGCUCCGCGUCUCGCCCCCCUCAGCUUCCUCGUCCGCCACUACGCGGGGGACGUGACGUACGAGUGCCGCGGGUUCCUUGCCAAGAACCAGGACAUCCUCGGGCUCGACCUCCAGCUGUUCCUUACCUCCCGCUCCUCUCCCUUCCUCCGCUCUCUCUUUGCGGGCUCCGAAGCUGGUCCUGGAGACACCUGUUCUUCUCCCUCUCCCCGCUCUGAGGUGGGAGGUCAGCUGGGGAAGAGCUGGGGAAGGAGCUCGCUGCCGUCGGCAGCUGAGAGUCAGAGCUCGCAGUUCAAGCGCCAACUCCGUGGGCUGUGCGAGGCGAUCGCGGCAACGCACCCUCACUUCCUCCGCUGUCUAAACCCCAACCCCUCCAAGAUGCCCGCCCGCUUCUUGGACCCCCUCGUCCUCCUCCAGCUCCGCUGCGGGGGUCUCAUCGAAGCCGUUCGCAUCUGCCGUGCUAGCUUCCCAGCUCGCCUCUCCUUCCGGGAAUUGAUGCUUAGGUAUGGAGGGCCCGCGAGCCUUCGCUGUCAACGGCCAGCCUCCUCCUCCUCCUCCUCCUCCUUCUCUCCCUCCAACGCUACAGUUGAGCAUGUGCGGGAGCUACUGGCGGUGUGGGGGGCGAGCGAGGCCUCCUACAGCAUCGGGCGGACGAAGAUCUUCAUGCGAGCUGAGCUGGCGGAGCUGCUGGAGAGGGAGCGUAUAGGAAAGAAAGGAGAGAGGGAGGAGAAUGGAAGAUAG
Messenger RNA from Guillardia theta CCMP2712, 2316 nucleotides. RefSeq lists its product as hypothetical. Bases 1 to 2316 code for a protein of 771 amino acids. The transcript has 2 exons. NCBI's taxonomy places the organism in Eukaryota, Cryptophyceae, Pyrenomonadales, Geminigeraceae. Gene Ontology annotation, biological process: vesicle transport along actin filament; actin filament organization. Gene Ontology annotation, cellular component: vesicle; actin cytoskeleton; myosin complex. The record is from RefSeq and is a predicted model, not a curated record. Gene Ontology annotation, molecular function: ATP binding; actin filament binding; microfilament motor activity.